Coffea arabica (coffee) is the source of this 2612-nucleotide messenger RNA. NCBI's taxonomy places the organism in Eukaryota, Viridiplantae, Streptophyta, Magnoliopsida, Gentianales, Rubiaceae. The record is from RefSeq and is a predicted model, not a curated record.
UGCCAAUUCAUUCCCCGAAAAUGUCUCCCACAAGACCUAUGCCAAGGAUGCCAAAGAUGCCUCUCCAGCUACCUUUUCAAGCAUUACCACCUCCACCUCCUAAUGGAGAUUGCACAUCAUUUACGUGCUCAGAGCCAUUGACAAAUGGUGCUCCUGGAUCUCCAUGCGUUUGUGUCCUACCUAUACAAGUUGGACUCCGCCUAAGUGUUGCGUUGUACAAUUUCUUCCCUUUAGUUUCAGAGUUCGCAGCAGAAGUAGCUGCUGGAGUGUUUUUGAAGCCAAGUCAAGUUCGGAUUAUGGGGGCAAACGCUGCCAGCCAGGAUCCAGAAAAGACCAUUGUCCUCACUGACUUAGUACCCCUGGGAGAAACAUUUGAUAAUACCACAGCUUAUCUGACAUUUCGAAGAUUCUGGCUCAAAGAAGUUAUUAUACAAACUUCACUCUUUGGAGACUACGAAGUGCUUUAUGUACAUUAUCCAGGUCUUCCACCCUCUCCACCUUCUGCAUCUUCUGAUAUUGGUACUAUAGAAACUGACCCUUAUUCUAGUCGCAACAACAAUGGAGCGGCCAUAAAGCCAUUUGGGGUUGAUGUGGGAAGACAGCAUCACAGAGGUGGGCUAAGUCGAAGUGUGAUAGCAAUUAUAGUUUUGUCUACCUCUAUAGUUGUAAUUUUCUGCUGCGCUAUUGCAUGGGUAUUGGUUUUAAAACACAGAGAGCAGCUCUGCCCUCCAGACUCUACUCCACCAGCUACUAUGCCUUCCCUUGCAAAAUCAUCAGGGAUUCCUGCCUCUAUGAUUGGAAGUGGGCCAAGUUCUGCUGCGUUAUCUUAUGGUUCUAGCAUUGCAGCAUAUGCUGGUUCUGCAAAAUCUUUUAGUACAUGUGAUAUGGAGAAAGCCACAGAUAACUUCAGUGAAACAAGAAUACUUGGUGAAGGCGGCUUUGGUCGUGUUUAUAGUGGCGUGCUUGAAGAUGGGACUCAUGUGGCUGUAAAAGUUCUAAAGCGAGCUGACCAGCAGGGAGGUCGUGAGUUCUUGUCGGAAAUAGAGAUGCUUAGUCGCCUUCAUCACCGAAACUUGGUCAAGUUGAUUGGUAUAUGUACAGAGGAGCGAACUCGCUGCUUAAUCUAUGAACUCAUACCAAAUGGCAGUGUGGAAUCUCAUCUGCACGGAGUUCACCAGGAACAUGCUCCUCUUGAUUGGGGUGCUCGGCUUAAGAUAGCUCUUGGUGCUGCUCGUGGUCUGGCCUAUCUGCAUGAAGAUUCGAGUCCACGAGUCAUACACAGGGACUUCAAGUCCAGCAACAUCUUGUUGGAACAUGACUUUACGCCUAAAGUCUCUGAUUUUGGUUUGGCUCGAACUGCAUUGGAUGAGGAAAAUAAACACAUUUCGACACGUGUAAUGGGAACCUUUGGGUAUGUCGCUCCAGAGUAUGCAAUGACCGGUCAUCUGCUUGUGAAGAGUGAUGUUUACAGUUAUGGGGUUGUACUUCUUGAGCUGUUGACAGGUAGAAAACCAGUAGACAUGUCUCAACCACCUGGUCAAGAGAAUUUGGUUUCUUGGGCCCGCCCAGUGCUUACAAGUAAAGAAGGUUUAGAAUCCAUCAUAGACCCAACUUUGGGCCCUGAUUUUCCAUUUGAUGGUAUCUCAAAGGUAGCUGCGAUUGCUUCAAUGUGCGUUCAACCAGAGGUAUCAAACAGACCAUUCAUGGGUGAAGUUGUUCAGGCACUCAAAUUAAUAUGCAAUGAGUGUGAUGAAACGAAAGAAAUGGGGUCCAGAAGUUGUAGUCAGGAGGAUCUGUCUCUAGACAUGGAUACUGGGAUUUCUAACACUUUAGACUCCUUGGGAGUUCCUUUACAUGGUCAAUCCCCAGUCUCUCAUUAUGGUCAAUCCCCAGUCUCUCAUUAUGAUUGUGAGGUAGAUGUUGAAAGGGGAAUAUCUGUAUCAGAUUUAUUGAGCUCAUCGGCAAGAUAUGCGAUGCAAGAUUCUGGGCCACUAGGGAGGCACUCAGGUUCAGGGCCUUUAACAUUAGGAAAAGCAAGGCAGCUAUGGCAAAAGAUGAGGCGAUUAUCUGGGGGUACGGUGAGCGAGCAUGGUUUGAUGUUCAAGUCAUGGCGUGGAUCUCGGUGACAAUUAUUUUCUGUUGCGAUGGACAAAAUUCAUCUGCAACAAUUGUUUGAGAAGUUGUGUACAGGAUAUCAGAUAAUUAGACAGAUGAUCAGUAAGGAUCCGUUUAGUGAAUUGCUUGGAUACCUUCAUCAAUGGCCAAGAAUAAAGGAGACGAGGGAAGAAUACAUUUUUUUGUUUCUUCGACAAUGGAUGGUUGAGUCGGAACUCCUGCGCACCAUCAAAUGUAAAUGUAAUUGAAAUGAGUGCUGACAUGUAUCUGAAUUUCAACAAAAUACUUAAAACGGCGAAAUAGAUUUUCUUGUAGAGUGAGCAUUGUAGUAUGAUGAUGCCUAUUGUUUUAUGGUGCACUAUUUUGCAGAGAAAGCACCCCCCCCCCCCCGCGGGAAUUUCUGCCAUUUUUGGAUCAUCAGAAGACAGUUCUGUGAUGAAAGGUUAAUCUGCAAGUUAAUUGUACAGAAUAGUUUGUAUCCCAUGUUGGGAAAUGCA